AUCUGAUGCAAUGGUUCGACUGAAGUUGUCGUGUCUGUUUCUGUGCGUUAUCGGGUUCUCAAUUGUUACACUGCUAUGCUUGUAUCUCCCCGACAAGCCGAUUGCGUAUAACAUUGGUAGGUUGUCAGCCCUUAAUGCCAGUAUUUUACUUGGCAGCCAUUCGGUUCAACUGUUUCAGACCAAGAAAAAUGAAGAAGUGGUUAUAGCUGUAGUGAUUUGUGGAAAUCGUACGUCCGAAGCACUAGUUAUGAUUAAAUCAGCAAUCGUCUUCCGAGGUAAUUCAGAUCUGAGAAUUGUUGUGAUUGCUGAAAAAAACAUUCAACAAGAAUUUGAUGAAACUUUACGCGAUUGGAGGCUAUUGACUAAUGAUUCAUUUUCGUACGAGAUACAUAGUAUUAUCUUUCCUAAAGAACAUUCUGAUGAAUGGAGAAAACUAUUUCAGCCAUGCGCAUCUGAACGUCUUUUUUUGCCAACAGUUUUAAAUCAUUUAGACUCAAUUCUCUACGUAGACACUGAUACCUUAUUCUUAAGCAGCGUGGAAGAUGUAUGGAAACAUUUUUCUAAAAUGAAUUCUUCCCAAUUGGCUGCAAUGGUACCGGAACAUGAAGACAUGAAUGUUGGGUGGUACAAUAGAUUUGCCAAUCAUCCAUAUUAUGGAAAAUUAGGAUUGAAUUCUGGUGUAAUGUUAAUGAAUCUCACCCGUAUGAGAGAAUUUGAUUGGAUAAGUCGACUAGCGCCUGUCUUGGAAAAAUAUAGACUAUACCUGACUUGGGGAGAUCAAGAUAUUAUAAAUGUGAUUUUUCACGAUCAUCCAGAUAAGGUUUAUGUAUAUCCGUGUCGAUAUAAUUAUCGCUCUGAUCAUUGUAUGUAUAUGAGCAACUGCAAGUCAGCUGAAGAGGAUGGAGUAGCAGUACUUCAUGGAUCCCGGUCUACGUUUCAGACUAACAAACAACCUGCAUUCCGAGCAUUAUUUAAUGCUAUGUCCCAAUAUCAACUUGGGAGUGAUCCGGUUAAAUAUCUCUUGGAGGCAUCUGCCAGUCUGCUGAAUGAGACUACAUCAACCAAUUGCGGACGUCUUGCUCCCAUAUUUACACACAAUAUGAGACUCAUGUUUCAAACAGUAUGACAAAGUCAAUAUACAUACAUUAUUUGUGGUAUCAACAUAAAAGUGACUAAUCACUUUUUAAGCUGAUACUUAUAUUUUUGUAUUAUGAUUUUUAAAACUAAAUCUAUAUUUAUUUGAAAUGAUUAAGUUAAAUAUGUGAAACGUAAAACCAAAUAAGAUCUCAAAUAAUUUAAAUAUUUUGCUAUUGAUAUAACUUGAUAUUUUAUUUUUAGUUAAAACAUGAUUUAAAAUUACUUUUAUCAUAUUUUCUACUAGUAGAUCUAAUUGAUACCAAAUGAUCUACUUAAUGCCCCAUUAUGACGUUAGUACCAAAUUCAGAAAUGUUUUAGUCUUAUAAUAUUUUUAUUUUUGUUAAAACUAUAUACAUUUAUUUACUAGACAUAUUUUAGUACCUAUGUAUUUAUGCAUACAUUUUAUUUUUACUAACUGGACUUCUUUAAGUAUUUCCUAGUUUAUUAUUUAUAUUAUAAUCACAAUUUGUUUUUGAAGUAUCAAUUACUUUUUUGAUUUU
Messenger RNA from Myzus persicae (green peach aphid), 1637 nucleotides. It is a transcript of the gene shams, whose product is annotated as glucoside xylosyltransferase 1. Gene Ontology annotation, molecular function: UDP-xylosyltransferase activity. The coding region runs from base 11 to 1126 and encodes 371 amino acids. The transcript has 7 exons. Gene Ontology annotation, biological process: protein O-linked glycosylation via N-acetylgalactosamine. NCBI's taxonomy places the organism in Eukaryota, Metazoa, Arthropoda, Insecta, Hemiptera, Aphididae. The record is from RefSeq and is a predicted model, not a curated record.